Molecule: messenger RNA, 1295 nt
Organism: Oxyura jamaicensis (ruddy duck)
Lineage: Eukaryota; Metazoa; Chordata; Aves; Anseriformes; Anatidae
Product: olfactory receptor 14C36-like
Exons: 1
Coding region: 354-1295 (313 amino acids)
Biological process (GO): G protein-coupled receptor signaling pathway
Cellular component (GO): membrane
Molecular function (GO): G protein-coupled receptor activity; olfactory receptor activity
Source: RefSeq, a predicted model, not a curated record
UAAAAUAAAAAUACCUGCAGCUCUGCUCUGCAUUCAGAUGUGUUGUUUGCAACAACACUGCAAAGCUCAUGGAUGUGACAGGUGGACAGCACUUGAGUUUCCCCCAUGUUCCUGUGUGCGUCCUGCAGCAAAGCAGGAAGGACUCCUCUGGAGCCCACAGCAGCCCCUGCUCCCAGUGCCACUCUCAGCCAGCACCAGCUGGAGCUCAAGCAAGAAAGCUGCAGAAAGGUUCUCUUGCAAAGAGAGAGGCUCAAGCUUGCAAUAGGCUUACAAUAAGUCUCCCUCAGAGAAAUGUGUACUAACUUUGUUCUGCCGUAUCCUCUUUGACAGGCAGCUGUGUUCAAUGUCAGCAAAUGCCCAACAGCAGCUCUGUGAGCGAGUUCCUCCUCUUGGCAUUCGCAGACACACGGGAGCUGCAGCUCUUGCACUUCGGGCUCUUCCUGAGCAUCUACCUGGCUGCCCUCCUGGACAACGGCCUCAUCAUCACAGCCGUAGCCUGCGACCACCGCCUCCACACCCCCAUGUACUUCUUCCUCCUCAACCUCGCCCUCAUCGAUGUGGGAUCCAUCUCCAUCACUGUCCCCAAAGCCAUGGGCAAUUCCCUCUGGGACACCAAGGCCAUCUCCUACCAAGGAUGUGUUGCACAAGUCUUUUUUCUCUUUUUCAUUGCAUCAGCAGAGUAUUCCUUUCUAACUGUCAUGGCCUAUGACCGCUACAUUGCCAUCUGCAAGCCCCUGCACUACAGGACCCUCCUGAGCAGCAGAGCUUGUGCCCAGAUGGCAGCAGCUGCCUGGGGCAGUGGCUUUCUCAAUGCUGUCAUGCACACGGCCAAUACAUUUUCCCUGCCCCUCUGCCAUGGUAAUGCUGUGGACCAGUUCUUUUGUGAAAUCCCCCAGAUCCUCAAGCUCUCCUGCUCAGAUGCAUAUCUCAGGGAAGCUGGAGUAGUUGUUUUUAGUGUUUCUGUGUUAUUUGGUUGUUCUAUUUUUAUUGUUAUUUCCUAUAUGCAGAUCUUCAGGGUAGUGAUGAGGAUGCCCUCUGAGCAGGGACGUCACAAAGCCUUUUCCACGUGCCUCCCUCACCUGGCCGUGGUCUCCCUGAUGGUCAGCACUGGCAUGUUUGCCUACCUGAAGCCCCCCUCCAUCUCUUCCCCAUCCCUGGACCUGGUGGUCGCAGUUCUGUACUCAGUAGUGCCUCCAGCUGUGAACCCCCUCAUCUACAGCAUGAGGAACCAAGAACUAAGAGAUGCGGUGAGGACACUGCUUGAAUACAUAAAUUUUCAGCAUAUUCACCUAUAA